This is a messenger RNA of Penicillium soppii, 1641 nucleotides long. Its product is annotated as S10 family peptidase. Lineage: Eukaryota; Fungi; Ascomycota; Eurotiomycetes; Eurotiales; Aspergillaceae. Gene Ontology annotation, molecular function: serine-type carboxypeptidase activity. The transcript is spliced from 6 exons. Gene Ontology annotation, biological process: proteolysis. Gene Ontology annotation, cellular component: fungal-type vacuole. The coding region runs from base 1 to 1641 and encodes 546 amino acids. The record is from RefSeq and is a predicted model, not a curated record.
AUGCGUAUCUCCUGGAUCCCAUUAUUGCCCGUUGUAGCGGCCCUUGCAGUGCCUGAGGGGUAUGAGUCUUUAUUCCGACGACAGUUACCCAAGCAUGCAACCAAUGUGAAGACCAUUAAGACGGCGAAUAAUGUCACGAUUCGCUAUAAGGAGCCCGGGAAAGAAGGCGUCUGUGAGACGACCCCCGGCGUCAAAUCCUAUGCCGGUUAUGUUGAUAUUUCACCGACGGAGCAUACUUUCUUUUGGUUCUUUGAGGCUCGUCAUGAUCCCGAAAAUGCCCCGAUUACCUUGUGGCUGAACGGUGGUCCGGGAAGUGAUUCGUUGAUUGGACUGUUUGAGGAAUUGGGACCUUGUCGGGUCAACAAGGACAAUGAAACUUAUAUUAACAAGCAUUCGUGGAAUGAGGUUUCGAAUAUGCUGUUCUUGUCGCAGCCGCUGGGUGUUGGCUUCUCCUAUGCUGAAGAGGGGCCCGGUACAUUGAAUCCAAUUACGGGUUCUUAUGAAACCCCCGACUUUGCUGGCAUCGACGGCCGCUAUCCAAUCAUUAAUGCCACUGCCAUUGAUACAACUGAGCUUGCUGCCAAGGCUACUUGGGAAGUCUUGCAGGGAUUCCUGGGUGGUCUCCCUAAGUUGGACUCGAAAAUCAAGUCGAAGAGUUUCAACUUGUGGACCGAAAGUUAUGGAGGACACUAUGGCCCUGCUUUCUUUGAUCACUUCUACACGGAGAACUUGAAGAUCGCCAAUGGCACCCACCAUGGCAUUCAGCUGGAGUUCAACACUCUUGGUAUAAUUAACGGCAUCAUCGACGAAGGCAUCCAAGCUCCAUACUACCCCGAGUUUGCGGUCAACAAUACCUACGGCAUCAAGGCUGUCAACGAUACCGUCUACAACUACAUGAAAUUCGCAAACGAAAUGCCAAAUGGCUGCCAGGACCAAGUAUUGACCUGCAAGUUGACAAACCGCACCUCACUGUCCGACCAUGCACUCUGUACCGAGGCAACAAAUAUGUGCCGCGACAACGUCGAGGGCCCCUACUACUCCUUCAGCGGCCGAGGCACCUAUGAUAUCCGUCAUCCCCGCAACGAUCCAACCCCAGAAAGCUACUAUACCAACUACCUGGCACAAGACAAAGUCCUCAACGCCCUAGGCGUCGACGUAAACUACACCCAGUCCAAUAACGAGGUCUACUUCGCCUUCCAGCAGACCGGCGAUUUCGUCUGGCCGAAUUUCCUCUCCGAUCUGGAAGAUAUCCUCUCGCGACCCGUGCGCGUGGCUCUCAUCUACGGAGACGCAGACUACAUCUGUAAUUGGUUUGGUGGGGAGGCAGUCUCCCUGUCUGCGAAAUAUAAGCACAGUGACCAGUUCCGGAAGGCUGGCUAUGCGCCUUUCACCGUUGAUGGUGUCGAGUAUGGCCAGACAAGGGAGUAUGGCAAUUUCUCUUUCACUCGGGUUUAUGAGGCUGGUCAUGAGGUGCCGUACUAUCAGCCUGAGGCUUCGUUGCAGCUUUUCAAUCGGACCUUGUACGGGUGGGAAUUGUCGAAGGGCGAGGAGAAGGCGAAGGCGGAUACUGGGUCCGAGGGGCCCAAGCAUGCGACUCAUACACAGGCCUCUGUCCCUCUACCCACGGCGACGAAGGUUUGA